AUGCGCAGCUGCCAAUUGAUGUUCGGCCUCUGCGCCCUUCUUAUGGCCUUCGUCCUGGUGACGGCCACCACCCCGCCGCGUCCAACGACCACCAGGAGGUCGAUAAUAACCCUUGGGCCCAGGAUCUGUCCCCUGCCGCCGGUCUGUGCCCGUAACAGUCCGCGGGUCUGCGGAAGAACCCCGGCUGGGGACUGCCAGCGCUUCGCCAACAUCUGUGAUCUGAUCCUGGCCAACAGGCGCAAGCAGCCCGCCGGAGUUCGGCAUACCCGCGACCUGGACUGCAAGGAUGUGCGCGGCGUGGGGGCGGCCAACAGGCGUCCUUGCUACCAGCAGUGUCCUCGCCGCCCGGUGGUCUGCAAGCGAUCGCCGCCCGCCCAGCACAUUUGCGUGAGGAGCCGGGACAAGAAGCAGUGCAAGGUCCUUUCCAACAACUGCCAGCUGCGCAAUCAGAACUGCCACAGCAGGCCGAGAAAUAACUGGCGACGAACGGAUAAGCGUCGUUGUGGUGAGCGACAGUUGGGCGACAAGCCCGAGGAAUGCAGGAAGCUGCCACAUACUGGAACCCGCAGGACCACCACCCGCAGGACCACCACUGCCAGGUCCGCUUAA
Drosophila serrata is the source of this 609-nucleotide messenger RNA. RefSeq lists its product as uncharacterized. The record is from RefSeq and is a predicted model, not a curated record. NCBI's taxonomy places the organism in Eukaryota, Metazoa, Arthropoda, Insecta, Diptera, Drosophilidae.